Messenger RNA from Monomorium pharaonis (pharaoh ant), 3908 nucleotides. Its product is annotated as integumentary mucin C.1-like. Lineage: Eukaryota; Metazoa; Arthropoda; Insecta; Hymenoptera; Formicidae. The transcript has 2 exons. The record is from RefSeq and is a predicted model, not a curated record. Bases 3101 to 3529 code for a protein of 142 amino acids.
GCACCCUCUGACGAGUCGACCUCGCACCAGCAGUGUCAGUAUCGACUAGGAUACCUCGUGGAGAGAACAACGAUGGGGAGGCUGAGGGUAGAACGCGGGGUUGCUGAACAUACAGACUGGAGCAAGAGAAAGGGAGGCGAGGGCGAUAGAGAUAGAGAUAUGCCGAGGAAUAGAGAGGACAGAAAUACAGGGCGACUCGCCGAUUCUCGGCAAAUCUCGUGUUCAGUGCCGUAUGUGAAUCAGUCUUUUCCAUUGAGAACCGCAUGAACAGCCAGCCAACUUUUUGACGCAUAAACGUCUCAUUAAUCAUCUGCCUGAAUUCCUGCCACUUUGACGAAUUACUUUUAACAAUGAUGCCGCGAUGAAAAGUAUCUGGAAAUUUCGCGCUUCCAAUCCGAAGAAAGAUGGAAGCGGAUAUAACAUGUUGCGUACGCUACAUUCGUGCCUUGACUGCGAACGGCUUUAUUACGUAAUACUGAAUGCUAAAGUAAAGCUUAACGACUGACAGCCCUUUCACAGCGUAAUGCAUAUUUCGAAGAUUCCUGUGUUUAAAGGAUUCAGGCCUUGCUAUUUUACAUCCCUCGCUAUUUCGGAACGCGAGCGCGGAGGAAAGCCGGUAAUCAAGUAAUGGAACUCGGCCUUUGCGCGAAACGUAAUGUACGAGGAAAAUUGCACCUCCCUAUUGAAUUGUUGCAGCUAUUUCAUGUUGUAAUAUUUGAUGGUGAUAUCCAUGAUUUAUGUGAAAAAGAUGAAAGAUAAUUAGAUAAUGAAUGUUUUUGAAUUCUUGCAAACGUUUAUUUAAUCAAACUUUGAAAAUAAAAAUAUUAAUAAUUUGUGUCGAAUAUAGAUGACUGAUACCAAUAAAGAUACUAAUUGAAAGUGUUUACAUUACAGAUUGUUUUAUAAACCAUACUCAAAUCUUGAUUAUUAAUAUAUAUUAUACUUACAAAUUAUGCAAAUUUUUUUUUUUUUACAACAAAUAUUAGAAAAUUUUCUUCAACAAACAGAACAGGUGUAACGGUGAAUGUUCGCUAGGUCAAAAAGAAUUUAUUAUUAGUAGCUGAAAUUGUUAUUAAACGAAGGUGCAUUUAUGCAAAAUCAUUCUAUUAAAAUUAAUUGUAUAUUGAGACACGUAAAAUCGUGGGAACACUUGACACGACAACGUCAAGUUUGUUAAUGUAUCAAACAAGUUUUAGCCAUCUAAGCAGGUUAAUCUAAGCAGCCAUCUAAGCUUCUAAAUUAGAAGCAGGUGGUAGUAUCGCGCGAGCGUCAGUCAAUUACGCAAACAGGCGUCGCAAGAGCGUACGCGAUCUCACAUCAGCAACAAUACAUCUCGCAGCGUUUCUUCGGCUACCCAAGAAUGGAGAGAAUAGAUUGAAGGGGUACGAACGCGCGUACGUUCCUGUCGGCGCGCCGUCGCCGCCUCGAGGUUUCCACAUGGUCUCGCGUUAUAUCGAGGGCGAAUCGUACGGGCUCGGUGCAUCUCGAGCGUUCCCGUAGCCGGUUCUGCCUGUCGGUGCUGCCACAUGGUCGCGCGUCGUCGUGUUUUGCGGGCUUGGCGAGCUUUCAGGGGCGGCACCUGCGUGGUAGGGUGCUCGUUGGCUCACCCUCGGCGGUAGGGUGUCAGGACGAGUGGGAAAGAGGGGUGGUGGCUCGGCUAGGUUCGGUCGGCUUCGCAAGUCAUCGCCGACGUCUCGCGUCGGGGCUUCCACAUGGGUUGGUAUUGGCUCCCGGGGCGCAGGGUAGCUUGUGUGGCGGGGCUCUAACCGUGGAGAGAGACUCUAACCGUGGAGCGGAGAACGAGGCAACGUAGGGUAGGAGGGAGGGAGGGAGAAGGAGAGAGAGAGAGAGUUUGAUAGAACGCCGGGAUAAGAGCGAGAGGGUACUCGUCGGGCGGAUAGGAGAGCGAGGAAGAGAGAGUUCGCGGAUGAGAGGAAGAGAGAAGGAGGGACGGCUCUCGCCACAACACCCCCCGAAACGGGCAGAGCGUCAGUGCUAAGGUGGGUUGCUCGGUCGGAACAUUGCCAGAGAGAGAGAGACACGUCCUGGGAGUGCCUGCCUGCUGCACCGACACGACUUCCUGGUGCAGGACUCGCAGCGGUGCAAGGAUUGUGAAAACGCGCAUACCGAGAGAAAGAAAGAGAGAAAGAGAGAGAGAGGGAAAAAAAGUGUGUAUGCGUGUAUGUGUGUGUGUGAGAAAGAGAGAGAGAGAGAGAGAGAGUGAGAGAGAGAGAGAGAGAGAGAAAGGAGAGUGAUCGAGUGACAUACGCACGUACGUACUCACGCACGUACACAAGCAUACCUACACGGCGCUUCCGUAAUCGUGCGUGAGCACGCAUGCACGUAGUCGCGUGAAACGGUACCAAGGAGGGAGACGACCGAGGAGAAGACCGAGUAGUCGAGGGAGAGUUGAGCAGCUCGGAUUCGCCGGGUGAGCGAGAUAGGCGGCAGUGGAUCGCGAGUGGAAAUAGUGAAGCGCCGUAUGUCGGGCCAGGCAACAAUCGCGGGUGGCGCGGUGUAAGCUGAAGCGCGGUGGCGGUGGCUCGUGGUGUAUCGUGUCGCGAGCGAAAGCUCGGAACAACGGCCGGAACCAUGAGAGAAGAAGAGGUCGAGCGGCAUCCGACGACGUUUAUCGGAACGCUAUGUACCCCCGGAUUGGGGACGAUCCUGGCGUUUCGUCUGGUCGGGUAGAUGUCCCGGAUACGCGAGCCGACCGGAAGAAAGCUCGAGGAUAGAGAAGAAAAAGAAGCGGAGGGAGAGAGGUUAAAGGUGAAUGAUCGUCGUCGGCCUCGUGGAAGAGGCGACCGUCGCUUAUGCGAGUUACCGCGCGUGCCGCUUCGUCGCUCGCAAUUAACUGGAGGAACCUGAGACCGGCGAGAACGAGAAGAGUGAUUGAGAAACCGUGGGGAGUCGUCGUCGCCGCGCGCGAUUAUAUCGGUGCGACCGCAUCGUUGAUAGUGGUGGCGGCGGUGGUAGUAGUUGUUGGGUCGCACUGUCGGGUGGAACUUCCGAUCAUCGGCGCAGCACCGGGAGGCUGUAACCGGGAUCCGCAGUCGUCGACCUGGCGGCUGGCAGGGGGGGCCGCUAGAUUCCGUGGGGUAUGGCGAGCUGGAUGCCAGCGUCACGGAAUUCCCGUCCUACGAGCAUGACGAAGGUACGACCGACGAGGAGGUCGCGCGCGAGUCCGAUUACCACGAGCACGAUUACGACGAGCGUGGUGCUACCGAUGAUCGCUGCCAAUACUACGAAUGUUGACACGAGAAUCGCGCCGCUGCCGAGAAAUUCGACGACGACGACGACGACGAUGACGACGACGAUGAUGACGAUGACGUCGACGAUGACGACAAGGACGGCGAUGAAGAUGACGUCCGCGACGAGCAAGACGACGCCACUGUUGACGACGAUGGCCAAGUCGAUGAUCCUCGCCACGCUGUCGAAGACGCUGUUGAAGAUGGCAGUUGUGCUCGCCCCGAUUGUUGUCGCUGCCCCCGGAAGUUGCUCGUUCCUCGGGCCGUCGAAAACCUGGUAGCGGAGGCAACGGUCGCGCGUCUCCUCAAUCGUUAGAAGCAGUGCUGUUGUGCCGUCCGGAUCUCUUCCUCUCGGAGCUAUCUAUAUUCGUCGGUGGUGCGUCUGGUGGGUGUUGGUGUGGUGGUGCGCCGUCUACCGAUCCCUCGUGUUACGGGUUACUACUGCCAGCCGGCCGGCCGUUCGCCUACGCGUACCCGCAGUGCGGUCGACCGCCGGGUAACUACUGGAAGGCCAUUACCCGGCUGACGGGGCGCGUGUCGACGACCAGUUGUCGACACGUUACGAUACGUACGCGACGGCGACCGCGACCACGACCGCGUCGACGACGGUGACGGAGACGACGACGACCACGACGACGACCACAUUCACGACGACGACGA